Messenger RNA from Zophobas morio, 779 nucleotides. RefSeq names its product signal peptidase complex subunit 2 (gene Spase25). NCBI's taxonomy places the organism in Eukaryota, Metazoa, Arthropoda, Insecta, Coleoptera, Tenebrionidae. Gene Ontology annotation, biological process: protein targeting to ER. Gene Ontology annotation, cellular component: membrane; signal peptidase complex. The transcript has 5 exons. The coding region runs from base 101 to 682 and encodes 193 amino acids. The record is from RefSeq and is a predicted model, not a curated record.
GUUGCGUCCGCAGGUUAUCAACUGCCCGACCUGACGUGUACCAACAACAAGACACGACAACAUUAAAAAUUAAGCCGCAUAUUUUAAAGAAUUUGAAAGAAUGGCCCCAAAAGAAAGUAAAGAUAAAGAUGAUAAGCCUGUGAAAAUUAAUAAAUGGGAUGGUUCGGCCGUAAAAAACGCCAUCGAUGACGCAGUGAAAGAAGUACUUACUAAAAAAUUCAAUUAUGUAGAAAAUUUUGCCUUAAUGGAUGGUCGACUCAUCAUUUGUAGCAUUGCAGUGGGAUUCGCUAUGUUUGCUCUACUGUGGGAUUAUUUAUAUCCAUUUCCGCUAUCUAAGAAUGUGCUUAUAUGCUGUGUUAUGGUAUAUUUUCUGAUGAUGACCAUUUUAACAUUGUACACCACAUAUAGAGAAAAAGGCAUUUUUGCAGUAUGCAUCCAAAAAAAGGAUGGCCAGAAAAAAGAUAGUAGAUGGGAAGCUAGUUCUUAUUUGAAAAAAUUUGAUGAUAAGUACAAGUUGGUCAUUACUCUCAAAGAUGGUAAAACUGGUUCAUCGAGAGAUGCAAGUUUAGAGAAGAGUGUCGCUAACUUUGUGGAUGUUAAUGGAAGUGUAGUGCAUGAAAUUGUAGAAAAUGAGGUUACAAAACUGCAUAAUUCUUUGUUGAGUGAUCGUAAGGAGAAAUAGCUCUUGUAAUUUUUUAAGCAACACACUUAUUGCUUUAAUCUACUUGAUUUGUAUAUUUCUCUAAUACAGGUUUUUUAAUAUAAUGUUUUGUUCGGUG